Parnassius mnemosyne (clouded apollo) is the source of this 1374-nucleotide messenger RNA. NCBI's taxonomy places the organism in Eukaryota, Metazoa, Arthropoda, Insecta, Lepidoptera, Papilionidae. The record is from the annotation of a GenBank genome assembly.
GUGUAGGUUGCUCACUGUAGUGGUAUUAGUGUGUUACACGUUUCAAAAUGGCUGGUGGUAAAGCGGGUAAAGAUUCAGGCAAAGCCAAGGCGAAAGCAGUAUCUAGAUCAGCUAGGGCGGGAUUGCAGUUCCCUGUCGGAAGAAUACAUAGACAUCUUAAAAAUAGGACAACAAGUCACGGCCGUGUUGGUGCUACAGCGGCGGUAUAUUCUGCAGCUAUUCUGGAAUAUCUUACUGCCGAGGUUUUGGAGUUAGCGGGGAAUGCAUCAAAGGAUCUUAAGGUGAAACGUAUCACUCCUCGGCACUUGCAGUUAGCCAUCAGAGGAGAUGAGGAGCUGGACAGCUUAAUCAAAGCUACCAUUGCUGGAGGUGGUGUCAUCCCACACAUACACAAAUCACUCAUUGGGAAAAAAGGUGGUCCUGGAGCACCUGUUUAACUGAAGUAACAUCAACAAGAUCAACGUUGCAUUUGAGCCAGGAUAAGUUUCAGCAUUGUAUAAUUCAUCACCCAAUCAGUAAACAUAGUUUUCUAUAUCGGUAGUGAUGUGGACAAGUGGGAGUGACAUCAUAAAACUGUCUGCCAGGACUAAAUAUAGCUAAUAAGUAAUAGGGAAUACUUUUAGUAAUAAGGAGAUUUAAAAAUAUGAUUGAUUGUAUUAGGAUUAAGUUUAAUUUUCAGUUCAUUGAAUGGGAUAUCUUUAUUUUGCUGAAACAUUGUGUUCAAACUUACAAAGAAAUAUUGAUGUAUUGCUGCCAGCUUCUUUAUAGCCCCUUGUAGUUGGACUGUAUUUUAAUCCUCGGCUUGGAAGCUGGAGCAAUAUAAUUUCUGAUUUCAUAUAAAUAAUUGACUGCGCAAUUGUAAUUUGUUUGUAAGCUAUAAGCUGUUUUAAUAUAUUAUUUGCAGCAUUUUGUAUUUUUUUAAGUGACAAGUUGCCUAAAGCAAUAGUAUUUGCUUUAUUAUAUUGUUCAAAAUUGUAAUUUGGUAUGAUUGAACUGUUAAAAGUUGUAAGAAAUGUAUUUUGAUCUUAAAAAUAUAUUGAAAAAGCACUGAUGUUUGUUUAUUCUUAGAAUUUGUUUCAUUUUUAUCUCAACUUUCGUUAAUAUUACCUUCAUAUCUGUAAUCUUGUGUCAAGAUCUUGACUUACGAUUAGGUAGUUAGUUCAAUUUAUAUAUAACAAAAAAAAAACAAUAUUAAUUCCAGGUGCUAGAAAAUAUUGAAAUUGCAAAUAAUUUUAAAUGUAGAUUCCAAAUUUAAACCAUAUGAACAAAAAGUGUAAAGUUUUAUUGUGGUAUUUUAUUAUUUCCAUAUUUAGUAUCCAUUUUUUUAUUGACACAAAUUUUAACAAAAGGUGUCUAAAAAUAUACCUAUUUAUA